UAUCCUCCGGUAGACUUUUCUCCCGAUCGAUUCUCUUUUGGAAGUCGACAUCUCUAGCUUAGCUCGUUCUGAUGCGUCGGGAUCUCUGAUCCGCCUUUGGACGAGAGGCUCAAGCUUCGCUCGAUCAGAGCCGGCAUUUCUUCUGGUUGUCGUCGCGGUGGAAGAAAGAGUAGAAGAAGAGGAAUAAGGGGGGAGAAGCGGAGCCGAUACCAAUGAAGAAGACGGGGCCUGGAAAUCUGAAGCUCAAGCUUUCCCUCCCUCGUCAGGAGGAGUCUAUUGGAAAAUUUCUGACACAGAGUGGCACUUUCAAGGAUGGGAAUCUUCUCGUCAAUAAAGAUGGACUUCGAAUCGUUUCUGAAAGCGAAGAAGGAGGGCCACCUCUUAUCAAACCAUUGGAUAAUACAUUGAGUUUGGAUGACUUAGAUGCAGUUAAAGUAGUUGGAAAAGGUAGUGGUGGAAUUGUUCAGCUUGUUCGUCACAAGUGGACCAGCCAAUUUUUUGCUCUUAAGGUUAUACAGAUGAACAUUCAAGAGGACAUACGAAAACAGAUUGCUCAGGAACUUAGGAUAAGCCUAGCAACCCAAUGCCCCUUUGUUGUCCAGUGCUAUCAAUGUUUCUAUGAUAAUGGCGUUAUCUCUAUAGUUCUGGAGUACAUGGAUGGUGGUUCACUUGCAGAUUUUCUGAAGAGUGUAAGAACAAUUCCGGAGCCAUAUCUUGCUGCAAUCUGUAACCAGGUGCUAAAUGGCUUGAUUUAUCUGCAUCAUGAAAAGCACAUUAUCCAUCGUGAUUUGAAACCAUCAAACAUUUUGAUCAAUCAUACAGGCGAAGUCAAAAUAUCUGAUUUUGGUGUUAGUGUGAUAAUUGCAAGCUCCUCGGGUCAGCGUGACACCUUUACUGGUACAUACAAUUACAUGUCUCCUGAAAGAAUUACUGGACAAAAACAUGGUCCUGUAAGUGACAUUUGGAGUUUGGGUCUUAUUAUGCUGGAAUGUGCUACGGGCCAAUUUCCUUAUCCACCUCGUGAUAGCUUCUAUGAACUUCUUGAAGAAGUGGUUGAACGCCCCUCACCCUUUGCACCUUCUGAUCAGUUUUCUGCAGAGUUCUCCUCAUUUAUUUCUGAAUGUUUACAGAAAAAACCCAUGGAUAGAAAACCUGCACAGGCGCUCUUGGCACAUCCUUUCUUGAGCAUGUAUGCUGACCUGAACAUCGAUCUUGCUUCCUAUUUCACAACGGCUGGAUCACCCCUAGCCACGUUCUAAAUGAUUUCGUGUUCUUAAUCAUCGGGAUGCAGAGUAUUUUUCACUCUUCAGGCAUGGCUGCUACUGAUGUUGCUUUCUAUUUCACUGCUGCUUGUUACUGCCGGCCAUAGUUAAGAGUAUUGAAUUGUAUGCUGAUGUUAUCUUCAUGUAUUUGGUAAUGCCAUUGGAUCAUUUUUGCUAUCUUGUUUCAACUGGAGAUCACGUAACUUGUGUCGGAUGCAAUGACCAUACCACACUCGAUUUGGUAAUGCUGGUUGUUGAUGACACACAUCUUUGGUGCAGGAAUAUACAAUGGAUGGGUUUUCAGGGUUUCA
Molecule: messenger RNA, 1573 nt
Organism: Zingiber officinale
Lineage: Eukaryota; Viridiplantae; Streptophyta; Magnoliopsida; Zingiberales; Zingiberaceae
Product: mitogen-activated protein kinase kinase 2-like
Exons: 9
Coding region: 213-1259 (348 amino acids)
Biological process (GO): MAPK cascade; protein phosphorylation
Molecular function (GO): ATP binding; MAP kinase kinase activity
Source: RefSeq, a predicted model, not a curated record